Meleagris gallopavo (turkey) is the source of this 1637-nucleotide messenger RNA. Lineage: Eukaryota; Metazoa; Chordata; Aves; Galliformes; Phasianidae. The record is from RefSeq and is a predicted model, not a curated record.
UGAGCGCCGCCUCGCGCCUCCCACCCUUUCCUGCGAGUUGAGGGCCCGCUCGGCGCUUCGCUGCCCGCCCCGGGCCGGGGAUGCACGACGCGGCGGGAUGGAGGUGGAGGAGGCGUUUCCGCUGGUGGGGCAGAUGGGACCCUACCAGGUGUAUCUGUGCGUCCUGCUGGCCGUGCUCCUCCAGCUCUAUGUGGCCACUGAAGCCAUCCUCAUUGCAUUGGUGGGGGCAACUCCUCCGUACCACUGGGAUCUGGAAUUGCUCUCUGCUAACCAGAGCCAUAGCAACCAGUCAGUGAGUGAGCAGAGAGCCUUUGGGGAGUGGCUUCUUACUGCCAAUGGCAGCGAAGUUCAAAAGCACGUACACUUCAGCAGCAGCUUCACAUCAAUAGUCUCUGAGUGGUUUUUAAUUGGCAACACAUCAUACAAAGUCAGUGCCGCCAGUUCUUUCUACUUCAGUGGUGUGUUUGUUGGAGCAAUCUCCUUUGGCCAGCUCUCAGAUCGCUUUGGAAGAAAGAAAAUCUAUCUCACAGGUAAAAGUAAUGAUCUUUUUCCAGGUAAACAAUCAAAUGUGUGUUACAGAUUUAUUCCAGAGUCCCCCCGCUGGCUAUAUUCACAAGGCCGGCUGAGUGAAGCAGAAGAUGCCCUCUACCUCAUUGCAAAGAAGAACCGCAAGCAGAAGCACACUUUUUCAUUAAAACUCCCUGCUGAGAGGAGCCCCAGAGAAGCUGGCAGUUUCUUGGACCUCUUCCGAUACCGGAUUCUCUUGGGACGCACCUUAAUCAUGAUGUUCACCUGGUUUGUGUGCAGCUUGGUUUAUUACGGUCUUACCCUUAAUGUGGGUGACUUAGGUGGAAACAUUUAUGCCAAUUUAGCCCUAUCAGGGCUGAUAGAAAUCCCAGCAUACCCAAUCUGUAUUUACUUGAUUAACCAAAAAUGGUUUGGUCGAAAGAGAACACUGAGUGCGUUUCUGUUCCUGGGAGGAUUGGCUUGUCUUAUUGUCAUGUUUCUUCCUAAAAAAAAAGAUACUGGAGUUUUUGCAGUGGUGAACAGUCGCUCACUUUCUUUGCUGGGAAAACUGACAAUCAGUGCAGCAUUUAACAUUGUCUACAUCUACACGUCAGAACUUUAUCCCACAGUGAUCAGGAAUGUUGGAAUGGGUGCCUGCUCCAUGUUUUCCCGUGUUGGUGGAAUCAUUGCUCCUUUUGUCCCUUCAUUGUCUGGAGACAAGGACAAUUCUGCAGGAAGUGGAAGUGAAGAUGAGGAGUUCUAUGAUGCUAAUGAAGAGACCCAUAUGAUCAACUUGUUAAAGGAAGUGGAGAAAAACACUCAGAACUUUCUGCAAGUCCUGGCAGCACGCAUUACCAGUGUGGUGAAUAGAACAGAGCUUUCGAGCACUGCAGCUGAAAUACCAGCUUUGGGUAAGUGUUUUCUGACCAAAUUUGCUGCUUUCUUCAACUCUCUGCCCCCAAUCCCAUCUAAAAUUUGAGCUAAUGUACUUAUCCUGGAUCACAGAAUCAUAGAAUCGUUUGAGUUGAAAGGGACCUUUAAUGGUCACCUCCUCCAACUUUCCUGUAAUGAACAGGGACAUCUACAACUAGACCAGGUUGCCAAGAGCUCCAUCUAGCCCAGAUGUCUCU